AUGAAGCUCCUCUUUCCAGUCGCGCAUGGGACUGCUCGGACAGGACUCGGAGAACUACUAUGCAUUAAGAACUAUACACCCCGGUUCCUGGGAACAUCUCCUUCCCUCCGAAUCUCUCCGCCUGUACCAUAUACCCAAACCCAAUACCGAUCACGAUGCGAUCAACGACGAUAUACCAGCAAUGCUACAGCCCCUUCAAAGGAAAAUGAUUGCACAGGGAAGACCAAUACCCCAUCCCAUGCAGGAAACGUACCGCAACCACCAGCACUCUCGACAUCUAUAUCUGACCAAGUCCGCCUCCUCAUGCGUCGAGUUCCAUACCCUGUCGCAAUCAUAACAGCGACCGAUCCCUCCGGUCCAGAAGACACAACCUCCUUCCGCGGUAUGACCGUCUCCUCCUUCUGCACCGUCACUCUCACCCCACACCCUGUGAUCUCUUUUAAUGUGCGCCGCCCAUCGGAGACAUUGAAUGCGCUACUUGCUUCGGGCCGGUUUCUGGUUCAUUUGCUUGCACCAGGCCAGGCAACUGCUACUCUAGCUAGGGAUUUCUCUAAGGGAAAUGUCACCCUCGCUGCUAUGUUGAAGGGACAUGGAGAGUUUGAGUUCGCGGCUUUGCCUACUGAGAACGAAGAGGGACAUCCUCAGAGACCGCUUCCUAUCCUUCAGCGGAGGGCGGAAGCAGUUGCUACGAAUGAUAGGGUUGACUUUCCUAUCGUUUUUGAAUGUACUCUACAUCCGCAUAGGAUUGAUGUGCAUGAUCACUCAAUUGUGCUUGGUACUGUUGUCCGGGCAAUUGAGGGCUCUGGGUCUGUUUCGGCGCAGGGACAGGAUGACAAGGUCUUGGAUGAACAUUCACCCGAGCGGCUUUGCUUAGCAUAUGCAAAUACCAAGUUUUGGAAGAUGGGAGGCGAGCUUUGA
Penicillium crustosum is the source of this 918-nucleotide messenger RNA. Its product is annotated as flavin reductase family protein. The transcript is spliced from 2 exons. Gene Ontology annotation, molecular function: riboflavin reductase (NADPH) activity; FMN binding. Bases 1 to 918 code for a protein of 305 amino acids. The record is from RefSeq and is a predicted model, not a curated record. NCBI's taxonomy places the organism in Eukaryota, Fungi, Ascomycota, Eurotiomycetes, Eurotiales, Aspergillaceae.